Thalassophryne amazonica is the source of this 3940-nucleotide messenger RNA. RefSeq names its product ring finger protein 44 (gene rnf44). Lineage: Eukaryota; Metazoa; Chordata; Actinopteri; Batrachoidiformes; Batrachoididae. The transcript has 11 exons. The record is from RefSeq and is a predicted model, not a curated record. Bases 520 to 1842 code for a protein of 440 amino acids.
CUCAGAUUGGCAGUCGCCGUAUCACAUUGCUCAGCAUUUGCAUAUAACAGACAUCUCUUCUGUUUUUUCCCCGCCUACCUGGUGGCAUAGUAACCACUUAUCUCUUGUCACUUUAAAAUUCCCACUCUGAUUGAAACUGAAUGGCAGCUUUUCACUUUGCCUCUGUCUCUUGUAUCCCAGCCCUGCUUGACAGUAUUUUAAGCAAUGUUGUCUGAGAGCUCCCUGUUGGACAAACUAAGUAAUGACACAAUUUCCAACAGACAAAAAUGUUUUCUGCAUUGUUUAUUUGGUAAAAGUUUUCAUAUCGGCAAAUAUAAGGCAGAUACUGAUCUAUUUGUAAAAGGCUCAUUUUGGCUGAUAUUGUUGGCCAACUGAUACAUCAGUCAGACUAUAAAGAAGACAUUGGUUAUGGACUGUUUGAACAAAUAAAAGGUUUAAGACAAUCAGAGGCAAAAAUAAUUGCGCCUCCAGUGCACAGUUUCCUUUCCCAGAGUGUGACUCGUCUGCACGACGUCACCAAUGCGACCAUGGGAAAUAGCAGUAAAUAGGCUGCCACCAACAGCCCCCUUAAACCCAAGGAGGUUCCUUGGAGAGCCCUGCAACGUUCCAGUGCAUCUCAGGAGAAGCCCACCAGUGAGACGCCAGUGGGGGAGACGAGACAGGCCUGUACUGCACACUUCCCUACUCCAGGAUGAGAACUUCCAUCAUCUGCUUUUCUCACAGCAUCAACAACAGGUUCCUUUAGAUGAGUCCAGACAAUACAGCCACACCAGCACACCGCCACGCAUGCUUCACCCAGCUGCUCAGCUGCCUCAGCAGAGCCCAAUCAUGGUGGAUCUACAUGACCAGAUGCACCAUGGAUCCAUUCCAAUAUCAUACACAGUUACGACGGUGACGACCCAUGGGUUUCCCAUCCACACCGGGCAGCCCCUUCCGGGUUGCAACACUCAGCAGCUCCCAGGAUGCUCGGUAAUGUUCAGCGGACAGCUCUCUCUGCUCUGCUGCCUUCCUCCUCCUCUCAUACAGGCAUGUGCCAUGCAGCACAUGCCAGUGUCUUAUCAGGCCUUCCCACCCAUGAUUUCCAGCGACCAUUUUGUAUUGCACCCAGCCCCAUCUGUGCCCUCCCACCAGCCGCCACACCUUACUCCUUUGAGCCAGUUUGUUCCUUUACAGCCUCAGCACCCACGAAUGCCUCUGCAGAGGGUAGAGAACGAAGUUGAACUUAGAGGGGACCAGCACUCAUUAGGGACUUUCUCCUACCCUCCAUCUCACCAUACACCAGCGCUGCCUCCAUCUUUGCCCCUGCAGUAUCUUCCUCAAGAGCCUCUGCAUCAGGAGCUUCCCUUUGGAGUGCCAUAUCCCCACAUGAUGCCCCGGCGAAUGAGUGGACAGAGAUACCGGUUACAGCAGCCUCUCCCCCCUCCCCCACCUCCUCCGUCAUACUACCCCGGUUUCCUCCCGUAUUUCCUGUCAAUGCUUCCUGUGCCUCCAACAGCAGUGGGUCCAGCCAUCAGUCUAGACUUGGACGUAGAUGAUGUGGAGAUGGAGAACUAUGAGGCAUUACUAAAUCUGGCGGAGAGGCUUGGCGAAGCAAAACCUCGCGGACUUACUAAGGCAGACAUAGAGCAACUUCCAUCCUACAGAUUCAACUCAGAAAAUCAUUUGUCCGAACAAACGCUGUGUGUCGUGUGCUUUAGUGACUUUGAGUGCCGGCAGCUACUUCGGGUGUUACCUUGUAACCACGAAUUCCAUGCCAAGUGUGUGGAUAAAUGGUUAAAGACCAAUCGCACUUGUCCUAUCUGCCGAGCUGACGCUUCAGAUGUGCACAGGGAGGUGGAGUGAGAAGCGUCUCGGGGUGCUGAACUGGAAAGGCGCACACACACACACACACCAGAGUCCGUCCCGAUGCUGGGGACACGUCAGUAAAUAUUGCUUACCAACCCACUACUCCUGCCCAUUAACCAAUAAGCAAUCCAGGAUUGUUUGUGGAGCCUGUUGUACCUCUGCUGUGCUUCGUUGUGUGCGUCUCAUGAAACCCACUGCCUACUGCAGCGUGUAGCCAGAGUCCUGGGGUCGCCAGCCAGUUCUUUCUCUGCCCCCUCGUUGCAGAUUCCAAAGAUAUUCCCAACAGUACAUUGUUCGCUGCUUUUGUUUACAGGGUUUCAUCUUUAUUUUGAGAGGGUUUUUUUUUUUCGUUGUGUAUGACUAGUUUGGGGAGGGGGGGCUUGGAAGAUGAAAGGCUGGACAGCAUUUUUUAUUUUAUUUAUUUUUUUGCGUUUUGCAGACGUAUAAUAGGAAUACUGCAGAGUGGCUCUAUGUUUGGAGGCAGCGUGUCGCCACCACAGAUCCCAUGUUUGUGUAGGUGCUGGGAAACGUGGCUAAUAAGUAUGUUCUGCAAUAAUGUAUCAAUCAUUUCACAAGUUUUUCCCUGUGUUUGUUUGGAUUUGCCAAUGCUGUUGUGAAAGUGUGACUUGCUGUGGUUAAAGACAGAUUCUGUUUAAGCCUGGUGUUACGGGGUACGUGGCUGUGGGGGGGUGAACUUGCGUCCCACAUAACACCCCCUCCCCCCGCGUCAGCGGACUCCGUCUGUCCGAGUUUGGCCCAGCAUUGACUGCACAAGUGCUACAACCAUCCUCCACGUCAGCUGUGUUCAUCUGGCAAGUGUGCGUGUGCAUAUUGUGUACGUCCUGUCCUAAGAACCAAUGCAUUGUGUAACCACUGGACACAGGGCAGCAUGCUAGGAUUUGCAUGAACUGUUGAUUCAGACUAGCAAUAUUUUAAUCAAGCGUUACCACCAAAAUUAUCCAAUUUAAGAAAAAGAGGAUACGUGCUAAAAAGAACUGCUUGCUUAUUUAGAAAGCACCGGCGAGGGAAGACUAGCAUGAGGUUCCACCGCGGCGGCAGCAACGAAAGGAUGGAAGUCCCGAUCCUCCGGCUGUGCUCACUCCGUGCAGCUCCGGGAGGCUCACUCGGGAAAGCAAUAUGUGCAGUGGAUGGCAAGUUUUAAAUGAACUUUUUUCUUCCCCUUUUAGGGAGGCUGGGCUUUUUAUUUCUUUGUUUGUGAGCCAAAUCAUUAUACAGAUAUAGCCUACUGUUCAAGAUUUCAAAUCUGCCUUCUUAUGACCUUGACAAGCACAAAUCUUAUUACUAAUCCUGAGAAUACUUUUGUCGUGUCCGCUUGUUUUACAAGUGUGCCGUUUUUACAAGGUUUAUUUAUUGGUUUUCACUUGUAGAGGAAGUUUUGUUGAAGGAAACAGUCGGAGCACUAACAGUGUUUGUGUACGGUGUGCGUUCUGGUAACUUGGUCAGGUCAUUGUCUUAGGCCAUAGUAAUGGUGUCGUAAAAAGAGCAAUUGUUAUGUAUAGCUUCAGUGUGUAUGCAAUUUUUUUUUUUGAGAUAAAAGUAUGAAGACAGAAGAAUGUUGAAAACCCUUGUAGAAGUCACUGGUGAUGCUCCAAGUUAUGCCAACUUCUUGCUUCCUACCGAAAGGAGUUUAAACGACAGGUGGAGCUUUCAGUCGUAUAGAAACACUGACUUCGAGGUCCCCAUCCCCGCCAAAAAAAUAAAAAAUAAAUACUUGCGUGUAAAGUCUUGGGGAAACGUAACACAUGAGCUUUUGCUUUGACUUUUGUGUGUAACUGCCCAUUAAGCACUAACUGGCAGUUGUGACUUUUUUGUUUUUAUGUGGAAAGAGUUCUUGCCUUUGUUUGUCUUUUCUUUAGUUUUAAGUGAAUGUGAGUAUCUUUGGCGUGUGUGCCACCUUCAAGAGAAAAAAUAAGCCAUUUAAUGAGUUAAACCCACAGCUUUGAGAAUUAACCUACGUGUACAUAUCUAUUCGCUGGCAUAUAUUGUAAGUUUAAAAAAAAAGUAUCACUCAGGGCCUCUCGCUAUAUAAAAAUAAAUAACAGUCCAUUUCAAAUGGAAAAGGAUGCCAUGAAAA